CCCCCCCCCCCCCCCCCCCCCCCGACCCCGCAUGGGAAUAAUGGAUAGAGUAUGCAGCAGCAUAGUACCUUUGUAUUUAUCUGUCUUAGUUGUAUUGCCAUCUAGUGGCAGGUUAGUGCACAUACAGUAUAAUAGCAGCUUAAUUUGUCAGACAGCAGACAAAUUAAGAUAUGUUAGAUAUACUUUCAUACUUCCUUCCCCUUUUUCAGCAUGAAAAAUAUUUAUUUCUCUGACCAGCCUGGCAGCAAUGCAAAGGUAUACCUAGAUAUUACUUCUUCGCAUAUUUCCAAAGAAUUGGAUCCAGAUUAAGCUUUCAUGCCAGUUUGGACUGUUUGAAUAACAUCAGUGUUACAGUAACUGUUUUGCAAAAGGAGGGAGGAUGUGUCAAACCAAUGAGGGUUUACAUUAGUUAUGCGUCUUAUGCUCUGCUGGAAUAGUGACAAUGAAGACUGAGUGGAAUCUACAUUAGUUUCUUAAAACAGGUCAAAGCAAUCAAUAACAAGCGUGUUUUGGUGUGAGUUUGGGGUUUUUGGAUUCCUGCUCACAUUUAAACAAAAUGAACUUCAUGCUGAAUUCUGGACGAUUCCACACCACAAAGAAAAAUGAAUUCAGUCUUGUGGCUAAAGUACUGUAAGUGUGGGCAAAUACACAGUGACCGAAAAUGAAAAAGAAAGUGGGAAUAAAGGAAGGGCGUCACAGUGAGCGAGUAUAAAUAUCCUAGAGGAAAAUAACAGGAAGAAGAGGAACUGCUACUUGUGCAAAACAAGUUUGAGUAGCAGACUAAAGAUGGACAGUGGAAGUGUCUCUAGAAGAGUGUCUGCAACGGCAGCUGAUGGGAAAAAAACGUUCAUCGACAAACUAAAAAGUGAAUUUUUAAACAGUCCUCUUGCAUCAAAUGUUGUUCUUGGCCUGAUCCUCACUGGCUUAGAAAAGGCUGUGGAGGUGGAGUUUGCGUGUCCUUGCGAUCCCAAAUGGAACGCUCUGUUUACAGCAGCAUAUUUCAUACUUCCUGGAGUUGCUGUCUCUGUGCUGAUGCUGGUUAUUAAAGGUAUAAUAUCUUGUAAAUGCAACAUCUGCCAAGAGGGAGAUCCUAGUUGUUCAUAUGAAUGCAAAAUUUGCAAAGAAUGGAAAAAUUUUAUUUAUGGCCUGGUUCCUAUCAUAAUAUGGCUCGUCCUGGUCUUCUUGGAUGGUCAAUACUUUGCCUGUGCAAACACAAACUGGUCAGGCCGGUAUAUAAUCGUUGACAAAGCUGAGCCCCAGAGAUGGUGUGAACCUGCCAAUGGCACCUCAUACAUGGAGAGAAUGAGCCUGACCCAGCGGUGGUACUUUCAUUCUCAGGUCAUUGGAUUUGCGAUUCUAUUUGGCUGUCUUGUUUCAUUAGGAAUAGUUAUAUGCUGUAUUUGGCUGUAUAAUCGUUGGUGUAAGCAAAAGAAAAAAGCCAGAAGUCCAGAGGAUCCAGAGGAUCCAGACCAGAUCCUGUGACACUGACCUGAUCGUCUGACCUCGAGAAAGCCUGCUCCCCACUGGUACCUGUCAAACCAUUGCAGAACUCUUGCCUUCCCUUGUCCUUGAACCCGAUUCCGCCUGCUCCUCCUGUACCGUCACAUGAAAUAUACUGUGUAUGACCUGGACUGUUUGUACCUUGAUUAUUGGAUUAAACCUUGACUUUACCGUCUACUCUGUGUGUUCGCACUGUGCAUGUGGGUCCGAUCUCUGCCUAAGCCUGACAACAUGUUUUAGCAGUUGCUCAUUCUAAAUUCAAUUAAAGUAAAUGUAAUGUAUGUUCCAUGCUAACAAAAAUAUGAAAUGAUUUAUGUUACUGGAGAAAUGUAAUGUGUAAUGCUUUGUAAAUAUUUUCUUUUUCAGUCUUGUGUUUCUGUUAACAAUGUGGUGUCAACACAUGAUUCACUAUUAUACUUAGGUCUUGUCACUAGCUAUUCAACUGUAAAUCAAAUCAUCAGCUUUUCCACUCAUUAACAAAUAUAAUGCACUGAGUAUUAAACAAGAACUGGUGAAGCACAAGGCUUAUUUUUUGGGUAUAUGUUUAUUAACUGUAAUAAAAUCUUGUGAACAUGUGAA
Molecule: messenger RNA, 2079 nt
Organism: Betta splendens (Siamese fighting fish)
Lineage: Eukaryota; Metazoa; Chordata; Actinopteri; Anabantiformes; Osphronemidae
Exons: 4
Coding region: 787-1482 (231 amino acids)
Molecular function (GO): monoatomic cation channel activity
Source: RefSeq, a predicted model, not a curated record